ACUGGUGACAGCGCAGCAGCAUCUGGCUUCUACAUUUAGCAAAAUCCUGUCAGACCUAACAAUUUAAAGCUCACCAUUUGUCAUCUCCAUCAGUAAUAAACAAUGCCGGUCGACACAUUGCUACAUGCCGCUAAUUUCAGCACCCUGUUUGUGUGCAUGGUGCUGAAGUUCCCGCAGAUUUUUACACUGAUGCGAGCGAAAUCCACGGCUGGAGUCAGCCUCAACAGUCUCCUCCUCGAGCUGAUCGGGUUCAUUGUUUUUGUAACAUACCAGAUGUACUAUGACUACCCACCUCCAACAUACCUGGAAUAUCCAAUCCUCAUCGCUCAAGAUGCCUUCCUCCUGCUCCUGAUUCUUCACUAUAACGGCAGCCUGCGGCAGAGCCUCAUCUACACCUUGCUGUUUGUCGGAGGUUGGAGGCUCCUCACUGUGGAGAAGUGGAUCAUCGAUCUGGCUAUGAGCUUGUGCACAUUCAUCAGUGCGGCCAGUAAAUUUGCCCAGCUGCAGUGCCUGUGGAGGUCGAAAGACGCUGGACAGGUUAGCGCCCUCACUUGGGCCAUGGCUACUUACACAUGUAUGGCGCGGAUUUACACCACCACAGUGACAACCGGAGACACGCAGGUUCUGGUGCGUUUCAUUGCCAUGACUUCGCUCAACAUGUGGGUGCUGCUCACUGUGCUCUAUUACCAGAGAAACGGCGGCAGAUCCAAGAAAGAGGACUAAGCUUUAAAUCUGCAGUUCACUCCCAUGUCUUCCGGCUCUGUUUCAGCAGGGAUUACUGGGUUACUCUGGACACAGUCAGGGCUGAAACACAAAACUGAUGAGUAACAACGGUUAUGUUAGCAGCUUUUGUAAUACUGACACAUAAAAAGUGCUUUUUGUAAUGUUUUUACCUCAGUAUUGAACCCACACACCUUUUUUUUAUAUAACAUUCCAGUGACUGAUAAUCUGCUGCGUGUAGCGACAGCAGAGACCAAUGUUUUUUCAUACUGUAUGUGACAAAAUGUAGUCCUGUAGAUAGGACAGCACAAGCCAAGUGUAAGCGAGAUCUUCUUCCUCAGGAUUUGAAAUACUGUAUUUUGAAAAGCUUUUCUUAACUAUUUUAAUAAAGCAAACAUUACAGCUUCUUA
Molecule: messenger RNA, 1130 nt
Organism: Epinephelus fuscoguttatus (brown-marbled grouper)
Lineage: Eukaryota; Metazoa; Chordata; Actinopteri; Perciformes; Serranidae
Gene: slc66a3
Product: solute carrier family 66 member 3
Exons: 7
Coding region: 103-723 (206 amino acids)
Source: RefSeq, a predicted model, not a curated record